Messenger RNA from Ilyonectria robusta, 1728 nucleotides. Its product is annotated as iron hydrogenase. Bases 1 to 1728 code for a protein of 575 amino acids. Gene Ontology annotation, molecular function: 4 iron, 4 sulfur cluster binding. Gene Ontology annotation, cellular component: cytosolic [4Fe-4S] assembly targeting complex. The record is from RefSeq and is a predicted model, not a curated record. NCBI's taxonomy places the organism in Eukaryota, Fungi, Ascomycota, Sordariomycetes, Hypocreales, Nectriaceae. The transcript has a single exon. Gene Ontology annotation, biological process: iron-sulfur cluster assembly.
AUGAGUGCCAUUCUCUCCGCCGACGACCUGAACGACUUCAUCUCCCCCGGAGUCGCCUGCAUCAAGCCUGUCGAGACCCUCCCCUUGGCCCCGUCCCCGCAAUACGACGAGACCGAAGUUAUCCUCGACGGCCAGCAACCCGCCGCCAGCAACCCCAACGAUCCCGCCCAGAUCUCCCUCACCGACUGCCUCGCCUGCUCCGGCUGCGUCACAUCCGCCGAGGCCGUGCUUGUCAGCCUGCAAAGCCAUGCCGAAGUGCUCGCCACCCUCGAAGCGGCGCCCGCUCUCCGGGUAGUGGGGCCGGACAACAAUGGCAAGUUCAGCGUACAGGGGCUGGAGAAUGAAAAGGCCAAGCUGUUUGUUGCCAGUGUGAGUCCCCAGACCAGGGCCAAUCUGGCGGCUGCGUGCGGUGGCAAUGUCUCAGAGAGGGAGGUGUCUCACAUGAUCGACAACUUGUUGAGGGGUCCAGACGGCAUUGCCAAUGGCGGCAAGUGGAAGAACGAGUUCACAUGGGUUGUCGACACCAAUGUUGCGAGAGAGGCAACCCUCGUCCUUGGCGCUGACGAGGUCCUCGCCGCUCAAGGGACUGCUGCUCCCAAAAACCCCAUCCUAGCAUCAUCAUGCCCCGGCUGGGUGUGCUAUGCUGAGAAGACACACCCUCAUGUCCUCCCUCACCUGUCCAAGGUGAAAUCACCACAGGCCCUCAUGGGUACCAUGUUGAAGACCACACUAAGCCGGGUACUGGACAUCUCACCAAGUCGAAUUUGGCAUCUGGCUGUCAUGCCCUGUUUCGACAAGAAGCUUGAGGCGAGUCGCGAAGAGUUGACCGAAGAAGUCUGGGCUGGGGGCCUUUCAGGAGGUCGAGGAGUUCGCGAUGUCGACUGUGUCAUCACAAGCAAGGAGGUUCUCAUGCUUGCUGAAUCCAGGAGACUCAAUUUCUUCGACAUCCCUAAAACACCCCUUUCCAACUCUACCUCGACGCCAUUUCCCGAUCCAAAAAUUAAUAAAUUCCUAUUCCCCCACAGGACUUCCAGGAAUCCUCCUCGCGAGGCUGGUUCCUCCGGGGGACUUUUAUAUCACAUCCUCCAAAGUCGGGCAGCACAGACUCCCGGCGCAGAGAUUGUCACCAGCCGCGGUCGCAAUGUCGACGUGGCAGAAUAUUCAGUCGUAGUUAACGGCGAGCCGAUAUUCAAGGCCGCUCGAUACUAUGGAUUCAGAAACAUCCAGAAUCUGGUCCGGCGGCUAAGACCCGCGCGGCCAUCACGCAUGCCGGGUGGAAAGCCCUUCGGCAGCGCUCGCAGGCCGGUUGGGAAAUCAGCCUCGCUUGAGCACAGCUAUGUCGAGGUAAUGGCUUGUCCGGGAGGGUGCACCAACGGCGGAGGCCAGGUCAAGGUUGACGACCCCGUUGUCAUGGACCGCAAGAAUGUGACCGGAAAGCCGGGUCCACAAGAACAGAAGGACUGGCUUGCAGAGAUUGACGAGGCUUACUUCUCCGGAGAGGAGGCCGAAGUCGAUAUUGGCGAGGAGGUUUCUGGAGAUAUCGUUGGUGGCAUCUCCCGCUCGUACAUAAAUGAUACCCUGGCGCAUUGGGCGGAGGUCACAGGCAUUGGCUUGGAUAGACUUGCAUUCACGAGCUAUCGUGAGGUGAUUAGCGACGUUGGAAAGGACAAGACCACAGAUACCGAGAGGGUGGUGCAGCUGGCUGGAAAGAUUGGAGGUGGAUGGUAA